UGGACGCUUUGGCGAGUCUAGCACACGAAUGGAACGAUAUGCGGGGUGUGAGCACAUGGAAGAGGGGCGAGGAUUGCAACAGCAUGGAUGCCGUGCGAUGUGAUGGCGAUGGGCAUGUCAUUGCACUCUUCAUCACACAGUGCACCCUCGUCGACCCCCUGCCCACUGCUCUCCUCGCAUUGUCCCAUCUCAAGAAUCUGGAUAUGAGGGCGUGCUUUCAUCUCCCUCGCUCGCUCCCUCGCUCACUCCCCGAUACCCUAGGCAGCCUGUCCUCUCCCAUGGGCCU
Messenger RNA from Closterium sp. Naga37s-1, 286 nucleotides. NCBI's taxonomy places the organism in Eukaryota, Viridiplantae, Streptophyta, Zygnematophyceae, Desmidiales, Closteriaceae. The record is from the annotation of a GenBank genome assembly.